Telopea speciosissima is the source of this 1896-nucleotide messenger RNA. Its product is annotated as probable dolichyl pyrophosphate Man9GlcNAc2 alpha-1,3-glucosyltransferase. The transcript has 7 exons. Gene Ontology annotation, molecular function: dolichyl pyrophosphate Man9GlcNAc2 alpha-1,3-glucosyltransferase activity. Lineage: Eukaryota; Viridiplantae; Streptophyta; Magnoliopsida; Proteales; Proteaceae. Gene Ontology annotation, biological process: protein N-linked glycosylation. Bases 145 to 1683 code for a protein of 512 amino acids. Gene Ontology annotation, cellular component: endoplasmic reticulum membrane. The record is from RefSeq and is a predicted model, not a curated record.
CCUGAUUCGUUUCAGAUCAAGAUUCUGUUUGACCAUUGGCGGCACUUGGAAAGUUGUUGGAAUCCCAGGACUCUGUUGUUCAUAUCAUCCCCGUCAUUGUUAAUUUCUCGAAGACUUGUAGGGGGACAAGUGGACUGAGAAAUAAUGGGGAAGAAGGCGGCAAAGAAGGAGGUUGACAAGUGUGAUGUUUGGUGGUGGUUGACUGAUGGGCGUUGUGUGGUUUCAUUCCUGUGCAUUGCCAUCUUUGCAUUGUUGGUGCGGGUGGGGGUUUCCUUCCAUCCCUAUUCAGGUGCUGGAAAUCCGCCCAAGUAUGGUGACUAUGAGGCGCAGAGGCAUUGGAUGGAGAUCACCCUUAACACUGCUUCCAGGGAAUGGUACCGCAACAGCACCACCAAUGAUCUCCUCUAUUGGGGCCUUGACUACCCUCCCCUUACUGCCUACCAGAGCUAUGUGCAUGCUCUCUUCCUUAACUACUUCCAUCUUGAUUCUGUCGCCCUUUUCACCUCUAGGGGUCAUGAGUCCCCUCUUGGAAAACUUCUCAUGAGGUGGACAGUGUUGUCCGCCGAUGCCCUCAUCUUUUUCCCUGCAGUUCUAUGUUUCAUCUGGAUAUACUACACUGGUCGCCGCAGUGGCUAUAAAGAAGGCAUCACAUGGCAUCUUGCUAUGAUUUUAGUUAGCCCCUGUCUUAUCCUAAUUGAUCACGGACAUUUUCAGUAUAACUGCAUUAGUUUGGGCUUUACUGUUGGAGCUGUUGCUGCCAUCUUCUCUGAAAACGAUUUGGUAGCUUGUUUCUUGUUUAGUCUUGCACUCAACCAUAAACAGAUGAGUGCAUAUUUUGCACCUGCAUUUUUCAGCCGUCUCUUAGGGAAAUGCUUCAAGCGUCGGUAUCCACUGCUUGAGGUUUCAAAACUGGGGUUGACGGUUAUGGGAACAUUUGCUCUUAUUUGGUGGCCUUAUCUUUAUUCAACAGAAGCAUUUAUGGAGGUUAUCUCCCGCCUGGCUCCUUUCGAGAGAGGGCUAUUUGAGGAUUAUGUAGCUAACUUUUGGUGUACCACUUCUGUGCUUAUAAAAUGGAAGAAGCUAUUCACAACCCAAUCACUGAAGCUUCUCAGUUUAAGUGCAACUGUUCUUAGUAUUCUUCCCUCCAUGGUUCAACAGAUAAUGUCUCCAAGUGAUCAGGGUUUUCUAUAUGCACUACUGAAUAGUUCAUUUGCAUUCUACUUAUUCUCAUUCCAAGUUCAUGAGAAGUCUAUCCUGUUGCCUCUUUUACCAGCAAGUCUGUUGGCUUUGGAAGAGCCUCUUCUUUUCAAGUGGUUCACAUUCUAUGCCAUGUUCUCAAUGUAUCCCCUUCUUUGCCGUGACCAUCUGAUUUUACCAUACAUGGCUUUACUUGCACUGUUCCUCUUCAUUUACUAUUCGCCAGGUGGCAGACAAGGUGGAAGAGAGGUUUAUCUCCCCAAAUGGGCACAGAUUGUAAUGUCCUUGCAUCUCUUAUGCUCUGUUCUACUUCAUCUAAUCUACUUGACAUUUCGGCCUCCAGAGAAAUAUCCGUUCAUCUUUGAGGCCAUGAUUAUGCUUCUUUGCUUCUCUCAGUUUAUUUUGAUUACUGUUUACACAAAUACAAAGCAAUGGAGGUUGUUGAACAGUCUUACUUGGAUGGAUAAGGAAAAGAAACUUGUUUGAGUUCCAUUAAUCAAUUUUGCAUAUGUGUGAACCUAUUUGAGGUUUAAAUUAAACUGUGUUGUUCUUUAGUGGUCUAACAUGUGUUUUCAUUUUUUCUUUGCUUAAAGCCAUAGCAACUUUUUUAUUCCUACUUUCAUUCUCUCAAUCAAUUUGUAAAGUUAAAACAUCUUGCCUGCAAAAGUUAUUAAAUACCAUUAAUCUUCAAAUUUGAUA